CUUCGAGACAAGAGUGCGGCCAUUAUUUAUAACCCCAAAGAACAAACUCCAGAAGCCCUACGGGAAGCCAUAGAGGACAUGGGGUUUGUUGCUGCACCUACAGCCGCAGACCCACAACCUGUCCCAGUGGACACCAUGUUCCUCGCCAUUCCCGCUCAGGCCGCUUCCGCCCUCGACGAAAUCCGCAGCCGCCUCUUGCAGACUGAGGGCGUCUUGGACGUGAAAAGCUCCUCCGAUAAGAAAUCCCUGGUGGUCACUUUUGUGUCCGCUGUCAUCAACGGGAAGCAGGUCGGCCAAAUCGUGCCGGGGCUGAGUUUGGACUAUGCGGCCCGAGAGAGAGCCCCCGAAGAUGCGAACGUGUCCCAAAUGGGAGAUGUCGCGCUGAGGCUCAAAGUGGAGGGAAUGACCUGCCACUCCUGUACCAGUACCAUUGAAGGGAAAAUCGGGAAACUGCAAGGUGUCACGCGAGUCAAAGUCUCCCUGGACAAUCAGGAAGCGGUGGUUGUGUACCAGCCUCACAUCAUCACGGCCGAGGAAAUCAAAAACCAAAUCGAAGCGGCAGGUUUCCUGGCCUCCAUAAAGAAGCCGCCCAAACUCCUCAACCUCGGCGCUAUCGAUGUGGAGCGGCUGAAGAACGCGCAGGCCAAAAGCUCACCGACAUCCCCACCGUUGAGUCCGAAGGAUGGUCUCAACCUUCAGACCGCCAGGUUCCGGGUGGACGGCAUGCACUGCAAAUCGUGCGUCUUCAAUAUUCAGUCCAGCCUCUCGACGCUCCCUGCCGUGGCCAGCAUUGACGUUUCGUUAGAGGACAGAUCGGCCACCGUAAAGUACAACCCCAGCCUCAUCAGUAUCAACACACUGAGAAGAGCCAUAGAAGCUGUGUCCCCCGAGACCUUCACGGUCAGCCUUUGCGAUGGACAUGAAAACACCGAGGUCCCGAAGUCUCCGGUGAAGUCUCCAAGGGUCGCCAACAGUCCUGCGCAUCACCCCUUGAUGCACGUCACUGUGAUGGAUGUAGAGGGAAUGACUUGCCAGUCUUGCGUCCAGUCUAUUGAGGGAGUGAUUUCUCAAAAGCCAGGGGUGAAGUCAAUCCGUGUGUCGCUACAGAACCGUAAUGCAACCAUCGAGUAUGACCCCGCGCAGACUUCCCCGGAUGACUUACGAAACGCCAUUGAGGACAUGGGUUUUGAUGCUUCCUUAACAGUGACACCAAGCCCGGAUCCUGUGGUGCUCAUAACUCAGCCUUCCCAGGAAAGGAUGGCAGAAUCCCAGAAUAAUAAACUCUCCAAAACAGAGACUCGCUCCAAACCGUCCCCAGUCCAUGAGAAUCAGGAUGGAAACCCACCCUCGAAAUGCUACAUUCAGGUCACUGGUAUGACAUGCGCUUCGUGCGUGGCCAACAUCGAAAGGAACUUGAAGAGAGAAGAAGGGAUAUCCUCUGUCCUCGUGGCCUUGAUGGCCGGGAAGGCGGAAGUCAGGUACAAUCCCGCUGUCAUCCAGCCGCCGCUUGUUGCCGAACUGAUUCGAGAACUGGGGUUCGGAGCCACCGUCCUGGAGAACUAUGACCAAGGAGAUGGCGUCCUGGAGCUGGUGGUGAAAGGAAUGACGUGUGCCUCCUGCGUCCAUAAGAUCGAAUCCAUGCUCAUGAAAACCACAGGGGUCCUGUACAGUUCGGUUGCCCUCGCGACCAACAAGGCGCACAUUAAGUACGACCCCGAGAUUAUUGGCCCUCGCAGCAUCAUGCGAGUCAUAGAGGAUUUAGGAUUUAAAGCUGCGUUGGUGAAGAAAGACCGAAGUGCAAGCCACUUAGAUCACAAGCAGGAAAUAAGGCAAUGGAAACGCUCCUUCCUCGUCAGCCUGUUCUUCUGCAUCCCUGUGAUGGGGCUCAUGAUUUACAUGAUGGCGAUGGACAGCCACAUGUCUGCGACACACCACGCUGGGAACGUGACCCAAGGAGACACGGAGGAGCACCACUCGGCCAUGUUCCUGGAGCAGCAAGUCCUCCCUGGGCUGUCCGUCAUGAAUUUGCUCUCCUUCCUGCUCUGCGUCCCUGUCCAGAUCUUUGGGGGCUGGCACUUCUACAUCCAGGCCUACAAAGCACUGAAGCACCGGACGGCCAACAUGGACGUGCUGAUCGUCCUGGCCACCACCAUUGCCUUCGUCUACUCCCUUGUUGUCGUCUUGGUGGCAAUGGCCGAGAGGGCAAAGGUCAACCCCGUGACCUUCUUUGACACCCCGCCAAUGCUCUUCGUCUUCAUAGCCCUGGGACGAUGGCUGGAGCACAUUGCCAAGGGGAAAACCUCAGAAGCGCUCGCAAAGCUCAUCUCGCUGCAAGCCACGGAGGCGACUGUUGUGACGCUGGGCUCAGACAACAUCCUGCUGAGCGAAGAACAAGUGGAUGUCGAAUUGGUUCAGCGGGGCGACAUUAUCAAAGUGGUCCCGGGGGGCAAGUUUCCGGUGGACGGCCGUGUCAUCGAAGGGCAUUCGAUGGUGGACGAGUCACUCAUCACAGGAGAAGCGAUGCCCGUCACCAAAAAACCCGGCAGCACCGUCAUUGCCGGUUCCAUCAACCAGAAUGGCUCCCUGCUGGUCUCCGCGACCCACGUUGGGGCCGACACCACUCUCUCCCAGAUUGUCAAACUGGUGGAAGAAGCCCAAACUUCCAAGGCUCCAAUUCAGCAGUUUGCCGACAAAAUCAGUGGCUACUUCGUUCCUUUUAUCGUUGGCGUUUCGGUGCUUACCCUCUUUGCCUGGAUAGUGAUCGGGUUUGUCGACUUCGAAAUUGUGGAAAUCUACUUCCCUGGUUACAAUAAGAGCAUCUCCAAAGCCGAGGUGGUCAUCCGCUUCGCUUUCCAGGCCUCCAUUACCGUGCUGUGCAUCGCCUGCCCUUGCUCCCUGGGACUAGCAACUCCAACCGCGGUAAUGGUGGGGACCGGCGUUGGAGCGCAAAAUGGCAUCUUGAUCAAAGGCGGAGAGCCGCUGGAGAUGGCGCAUAAGGUGAAGAUUGUGGUGUUUGAUAAGACCGGGACGAUCACUCACGGCACACCGGUGGUGAUGCAACUGAAGAUGUUGGUUGAGAGCAACCGGAUGCCACGCAAUACAAUCCUGGCGCUGGUGGGGACGGCGGAGAGCAGCAGCGAGCACCCGCUGGGGGCGGCCAUCACCAAGUACUGCAAACAGGAAUUGAACACCGAGACCCUUGGAACCUGCACGGAUUUCCAAGUGGUCCCCGGCUGCGGCAUCCGCUGCAAGGUCACCAACAUCGAAUCCCUGAUCUACCGGAGGAGCGAGAGCCUCGAAGAGAACAACGUGAGGAACGCUGCCCUGGUGAACAUCGACGAUGGGGAGCCAAUGCAGCCCGCCUUGAUUAUCGAUGAACAGCUGCCAACCACAUGGAAUCGUCACAAAUACUCCGUUCUCAUUGGGAACCGGGAGUGGAUGUCUCGGAACGGCCUUCAGGUCAAGAAUGACGUGGACCACGCCAUGACCGAGCACGAGCGACGCGGGCGCACCGCUGUUCUUGUGGCCGUGGACGGCGAACUCUGUGGCUUGGUAGCCAUUGCUGAUACGGUGAAACCCGAAGCGGAGCUGGCGGUCCGUACGUUGAAGGCGAUGGGCUUGGAAGUCAUCUUAAUGACUGGUGACAACAGCAAGACCGCAAGGUCCAUUGCUUCUCAGGUGGGCAUCUCCAAAGUGUUUGCCGAGGUGUUGCCUUCGCACAAAGUGGCCAAAGUGAAGCAGCUGCAGGACGAAGGGAAGCGGGUGGCCAUGGUGGGCGAUGGGAUCAACGACUCACCAGCUCUCGCCAUGGCCAGCGUGGGCAUCGCCAUCGGCACCGGCACCGACGUGGCCAUCGAGGCGGCCGACGUGGUCUUGAUCAGGAACGAUUUGCUGGAUGUCGUGGCAAGUAUUGAUCUAUCGCGGAAGACUGUCAGAAGGAUACGGAUCAACUUUGUCUUUGCCCUCAUUUACAACCUGGUUGGCGUCCCGGUAGCUGCUGGCGUCUUCCUUCCCAUCGGUUUGGUGCUGCAGCCUUGGAUGGGAUCGGCGGCAAUGGCAGCCUCCUCCGUUUCUGUGGUCCUCUCUUCCCUGAUGCUCAGACUGUAUCGGAAGCCCACCUCGGAGGAGUACGAGCACCGUGCCCGGGGCCAGGCGAGGCAGAAGAGCCCCUCGGAGGUCAGCGUCCAUAUCGGGAUCGACGAGAGCGGGCCAGAGUCGCCCAAACUGACCCUCAUGGACCGCAUCCUCAACUACAGCCGGAGCUCCAUCAACUCCCUCCUGUCGGACAAACGCUCGCGCAGCAGCAUCGUCCUCAGCGACCCGGACAAGCACUCGCUCCUCGUCGGGGAGGAAGACGACACGACGCUCUGAUGGAGAAAAGGGGGCGGCGGUGGGGGGCAGGCUUCUCAUUCUGGAGGUUGACUUGGCUGGACCUGGAACCAAGUUCGAACGCUCUUUGGGUUCCCAUUGCUCGUUGGAAUAGGACGCGGGGGAUUCCUUGGGUUCGAGAGAGGCGUGUAGGUAGUUCUUGCACUGUUUUGCCAGUAUUCGGAAGCCGGAAAAGGAGGGAGAAUCAUGCACUGGAAGCCAAACGGAGCAGUGAUGCCACGCUGUGCUUCGAGUGGGUCUGAGGACCGCCUUUGGGAUCAAGAAAGGGUUUCCAAGGCCUUUCUUUGCAAGCUGCGUGGCAUUUAUUGUCGGCUGGCAACCAUGACGCUUUCCGUCUUUUUUUUAAUAAUUUGCAAAACGGAUGUGCCUUAUCGCUUAACGUUCAGGAUUUCCCUUCUUCCUCGAGGGUAAAUUGCGAAAGCGGCAUUCUCCCAUCGGAAUGUAGUCUUUUCUGGGGUCCGGAAUGUGGUCUUUUCCGUGUCCCUAAUGUAGUUUUUUCCGUGUCCUGGAAUGUAGUCUUUUCCGUGGCCCGGAAUGUGGUCUUUUCCAUGUCCUGGAAAGUAGUUUUUUCUGUGUCCCGAAAAGUAGUCUUUUCUGUGUCCCGGAAAGUAGUCUUUUCCGUGGCCCGGAAAGUAGUCUUUUCCAUGGCCCGGAAAGUAGUCUUUUCCGUGUCCCGGAAUGUGGACUUUGGCGUGGCCUAUGAAGUAGUCGUUUCC
Molecule: messenger RNA, 5105 nt
Organism: Anolis sagrei ordinatus
Lineage: Eukaryota; Metazoa; Chordata; Lepidosauria; Squamata; Anolidae
Source: RefSeq, a predicted model, not a curated record